GGGGCCAGAGGGGAGCUUGAGGAAGCUUCGCUGGACCAUGGCCUUCCUGGUGGCUGGGACCCUGCGGGUGGCCGCACAGAUGGCAGACACUUGGGACAGCCUGGCCAGAAUGGGAAGGUACAACAUGUUGGGCCCCAAGGUGGCCCUGAUGCUGAGCAGCCCAGGAGUGCCGGCCACUACUGUCACCGCCCUGGAGGGCCUGCUGCAGGCCUUGGGCUUUGAGCGUCCUGAGCAGAGGGAGGCCUCCCUUCAGGACUUUCUGGAGGAGGUAGCUCGAUUCCGGGAGCAGCUGGACACCCUCGGGAGCCCCAUAGGGUGUGCACUGGUGGCCUUGGUGAUCCCCCGAGGGCAGCUGAGGCGGCCCCAGAGGCUGGCCCAGGAGCUGAGUCACUGUGGGGCCCUGCAGGGCCGUCCCAAGCUCCUCCUGCUGUUGACCAGUGCGCCCGGGGCUACUGCGGAGCCUGGAACCUUCCUCCAGGGUCUGGCUGAACUCAGUGGCUGUUGUCCCCACUGGUCUCUGAUGCGGCUGCUGACAGAGGUCUUCCACAGGGUGACCGAGGAUCCCACAGGAACCAUUCCCUGCCCAGUCCUACGCAGCUCCUUGCGGGGGGCGCUGUACCUGGGAGACAUGCAGGCUAAGAGGCCUGAGCUGGUGUCCAGUCCUGGGGCGCAGUAUGACCUGUCUGGGGCCCGGGUGGCCCUCCUCCUGGCCGUGCUCCAAGGCCGGCCUGGGGCCCAGUGUGACAUGGCAGUUCUGGAAGACCUAUGUCAGACCCUGGGCUUUGAGACCACCGUGAGGACAGACCCCACGGCCCAGGCAUUCCAGGAAGAGGUGACCCAGUUCCGGGAGCAGCUGGAUGCCCGAACAGGUCCCGUGAGCUGUGCCCUGGUGGCUCUCAUGGCCCAUGGCGGUCGGCAGGGGCAGCUGCUGGGGACAGACGGACAGGAGGUGCACCCAGAGGCCCUGGUCCUGGAGCUGAGCCGCUGUGGGGUGUUGCAGGGCUGCCCCAAGAUCUUCUUGCUUCAGGCCUGCCGAGGGGGGCACAGGGACUCUGGCAUGGGGCCUGCUGCCUUCUCCUGGUUCUGGAGCUGGCUGCGUGCACCUCCGAUGGUCCCCUCCCACGCCGAUCUCCUCCAGGUCUAUGCUGAUGUACAAGGCAGCUCCUCUGGGGUGCCCCGUCCUGGGAGUGCUGACCACGCAGACAUCCUGACGGUCUAUGCAGCGGCUGAGGGCUGUGUGGCCUAUCGGGAUGAAAAGGGUUCAGACUUUAUCCAGACGCUGGUGGAGGUGCUCAGAGCCGACUCCGGAGGAGACCUGCUAGAGCUGAUGACUGAGGUCAACAGGCGAAUGUGCGAGCUGGCCGUGCUGGGCCCCGACUGCGACCAGCCCCGCAAGGAAUGCCUGGAGCUCCGCAGCUCCCUGCGUCGCCGCCUCUGCCUGCGAGCCUGACUGCC
Echinops telfairi (small Madagascar hedgehog) is the source of this 1455-nucleotide messenger RNA. RefSeq lists its product as uncharacterized. The transcript has 11 exons. Gene Ontology annotation, biological process: proteolysis. Gene Ontology annotation, molecular function: cysteine-type endopeptidase activity. The coding region runs from base 38 to 1450 and encodes 470 amino acids. Lineage: Eukaryota; Metazoa; Chordata; Mammalia; Afrosoricida; Tenrecidae. The record is from RefSeq and is a predicted model, not a curated record.